UUCCAGUCGGUUUCCCUGUGAUUCUCCCCCCAAUUCCCCUGUUUUCAGAGCUUCUACAGCUUUUCUUCUUGGAAAUGGCGGCUGAAGAUGAGCAGACCAGAUUGGCGCAGAACAAGCGACCUCAUUCUGAAGUAGACGCCAACGACGAUGAAAACGCCUCUUCUUCUGACGAUGACUUCGGUCCUGCCUUACCGUCCGCCGAUGCGCCCAAAAAGAAGCGAAGAAAGCUUCCCUUCGAGAAGGUUUACGUGAAUGCGCUGCCCGUAUCGCCUCGGUACUCCAAAUCGCUCAUGCACAAGGACCAAUUAUCCUUUACGACGGUGACGCCGCAUACGGACUUCUUAAUUACUUCGUCGAUUGAUGGGGUAGUAAAGUUUUGGAAGAAGAUGGCUGUCGGAGUCGAGUUUGUGAAGGAGUUCCGCGCUCAUUCUACCGAGAUCAAAAACGUCAGUGUGAGCGCGGAUGGACGAAGCUUUGCGACAACAGGGUCAGACAAGACGGUCAAGAUCUUCGAUGUGAUUACUUUCGACUUGCUUGCUAUGCUGACUCUGGAAUUCGAGCCUCGCUGCAUUUGCUGGGUGCACCCCCGCGGCGCAUCUUUACCACUCCUAGCCGUGACCGACGAAGCCAGCAGUUUAAUACAAAUAUACGACGGACGCGGCGAGAACCCAAACCCAUUACAUACCCUGAAAAACGUCCACCGAAGCCCAGUGGCGGCCAUAGCCUUCAACGAUGCUUACGAUUGUGUCUUAUCAGCAGACGAGUCGGGUAUGAUCGAAUACUGGAGAGCUUCGGAUGGCUCUUUCGAGAAGCCAGACAACGUGUUUGAGCUCAAGUCUUCUACCAAUCUCUUCGAGUUCAAGAAAGCCAAAUCUACCCCGGCUUCCUUGACAAUUUCCCCGUCAGGAAAACAGUUCGCAACAGUCUCAUUCCCAGAUCGCCAAGUCCGUGUCUUCGAUUUCGCUUCAGGAAAGCUAUACCGCAAGUAUGACGAAUCUCUAUCCACAAUCACAGACAUGCAGCAAGCUGGAACCGCGAUAUACACCCUCGAAGCUGUUGAAUUCGGUCGCCGUCUCGCCGCCGAGCGCGAGCUCGAAAAUCCCGUCACUAAGCCCAAGGUCAACGUCAUCUUCGACGAAUCCAACCACUUCAUCCUGUACGGUUCCCUGUACGGCAUAAAAUGCAUCAACACGUACACCAACCGCGUUGUGCGCGUCUACGCCAAAGACGAGCCUUUCCGCCCUCUCAACCUAGCCAUGUACCAAGGACAGCCUCAGAAGAAGGGCGUCGUGACCGUCUCCAUGGCGGCCAGUUCAAAUCCACUUCUUGCCGAAGCUGAAGAGCGCGACCCCAUCCUCGUCUCGACUGGCUUCGCAAAGCUCCGCUUCUACCUCUUUACCAACGAAACUGACAUCUCCAAAUCCACUCGCGAUGUCCACAACGAACGGCCCUGCGACGCUGCCUCAGCUGCAUCAACGACCGCGGCCCAGAAGACCGCCGAGCUAGGUACCUCCGCUGUCCUCCACACCACACUAGGAGACAUCCAUCUCCGACUCUUCCCCUCCGCAGCCCCCAAGGCCGUCGAGAACUUCACCACCCACGCCCGCCAGGGCUACUACAACAACACGAUUUUCCACCGGAUUAUCCGUAAAUUCAUGAUUCAGGGCGGUGACCCGCUCGGCGACGGCACAGGCGGAGAAUCGAUCUGGGGCGGGGAGUUCGAGGACGAGUUCUCGGUUCUCAAGCACGACAAGGCUUAUACACUGUCGAUGGCGAACGCGGGACCGAAUACCAACGGAAGUCAGUUCUUUAUUACGACAGAGAAAACGCCUUGGUUGGAUGGGAAACACACGGUGUUUGGCCGUGCGGUGCAGGGGUUGGAUGUUGUGCACAAGAUUGAAAAUGUCAAGACACAUAAGGAGAAACCCGAGGUUGAUGUGAAGAUCGUCAGUAUUACAGUUUCAUGAUGGAUUUUUGUUUUGUACUAUAUUAGGUAGCUAGCCAGCGAUUUGAUGAUCUAUUCGAGAAAUAUACCAUUGUCUUUCUGCCCGGU
Messenger RNA from Aspergillus versicolor CBS 583.65, 2053 nucleotides. RefSeq names its product WD40 repeat domain-containing peptidylprolyl isomerase. NCBI's taxonomy places the organism in Eukaryota, Fungi, Ascomycota, Eurotiomycetes, Eurotiales, Aspergillaceae. The transcript is spliced from 3 exons. The record is from RefSeq and is a predicted model, not a curated record. Bases 75 to 1967 code for a protein of 630 amino acids. Gene Ontology annotation, biological process: protein peptidyl-prolyl isomerization; protein folding. Gene Ontology annotation, molecular function: peptidyl-prolyl cis-trans isomerase activity; protein binding.